AUGGACAAGCAAGUACAGGAUGACCUUUUGGGGGACGUGAAGGGCUUUCUGGAUGAAGAUACUCAAAAGUGGUACGCCGACCGCGGUAUUCCCUACCAGCGUGGCUACCUUUUCUAUGGCCCUCCUGGAACCGGAAAAUCAAGCUUCAGUCUCUCACUAGCAGGGGAGUUUGAACUGGAUAUUUAUACGCUUCAAUUGUCCGGUAUUUCGGACAGCAAGCUGAUGAAGCUAUUUGCUGAGCUUCCACCCCACUGUAUCGUUCUCCUAGAGGAUGUCGACGCCGCUGGGAUGGGGCGUAGGGACGAUGCGGCCGCAGACCAAGAGAGCAAUUCAGGCUCUGGAGUCACCUUAUCGGGUCUUCUUAAUGUCCUUGAUGGCGUCUCAUCUCAAGAAGGUCGGGUCCUUAUUAUGACAACCAAUCACAUCGAACAUCUAGAUGAAGCGCUCAUUCGGCCCGGGCGCAUAGACAAGAAAGUGCAUUUUAAUCUUGCGGAUAGGAAAAUUUCGGCUCAGCUUUUUCACACAGUCUUCAAGCAAACGCCCGACCACAAUCAAUCUAAGAAACAUCUGGGCGACGACACGAUUGAGAGGCUUGCUAAGGAUUUUGCUUCCAAGGUGCCAGAUGAGGUUUUCAGUCCAGCCGAAGUUUUGUCGUUCCUAUUGGAGCAGAAGACCUCGCCUUUUGGCGCUGUUGCCGGUGUUGAAACCUGGAUAGCAAAGGCAAACGAGGCAGCGAGCCAACUGAAGAGAGAUGGUUCUUGGGUACAAGAAGGACGUUAA
This is a messenger RNA of Penicillium antarcticum, 780 nucleotides long. RefSeq lists its product as uncharacterized. NCBI's taxonomy places the organism in Eukaryota, Fungi, Ascomycota, Eurotiomycetes, Eurotiales, Aspergillaceae. The transcript has a single exon. Gene Ontology annotation, biological process: protein insertion into mitochondrial inner membrane from matrix; mitochondrial respiratory chain complex III assembly. Gene Ontology annotation, cellular component: mitochondrial inner membrane. Gene Ontology annotation, molecular function: ATP hydrolysis activity; ATP binding. The record is from RefSeq and is a predicted model, not a curated record. The coding region runs from base 1 to 780 and encodes 259 amino acids.